AGACAGACAGACAGACAGACUUUUUUUCAUUGAUAGCCACGGAUUAGUAAUCAUCGGGGAGAUAAUUAUUAUAUUUCUUUGUUAAUCAAAAUCAAGAACUCCUCCGUUGAGAAUUGAUAAACAUAUCAGUCAAUAGCAUGUAUUCUAAAUUAACUCUUUAUAGAUUUAAUAACACUUAAAACAAUUUGAUGUAUCACUUGAAAUGAUCUUAUUUUCAGUUUGAACCCAAACUACCACCUCGAUCGAGGAACCGGAAGCAUUUUUUUUCUUUUGGAUCAUGUUUUUUUUUCUCUCUCUCUCUCUUAUUUUCUCAGUGUCUUUAACUGUGCACAUUUUAUGUAUCUAUUGUCCAGGUUUGGUUCCAGAACAGACGCGCUAAGUGGAAGAAAAGAAAGAAGACCACCAACGUGUUCCGCGCCCCAGGGACGCUGCUCCCGACGCCUGGCCUGCCGCAGUUCUCCGCAGCGGCCGCCAUGGAGAACAGCCUGUGCUCGUUUCACGCCAACGACUCGCGCUGGGCCACCGGGAUGCCCGGGGUCUCCCAGUUGCAGCUCCCGCCGGCGCUGGGUCGUCAGCCGGGCAUGCCGCAGUCCCUCUCGCAGUGCAGCCUGGGUCCCGGUCCGCCGCCAAACUCAAUGGGCCUCUCUAACGGCCUGUCAUCCAACGGCUCCGGCCUGCAGUCCCACCUCUACCAGACGCCUUUCCCGGGAAUGUCGGCGUCCCUCUCUGGCCCCACGAACGUAUCGGGCUCCCCGCAGCUGUGUAGCUCCCCGGACAGUGAUAUGUGGAGAGGGACAAGCAUCGCGUCACUUAGGCGCAAAGCGCUGGAGCACACAGUGUCAAUGAGUUUCACUUAGUGACUUUUCAGCUCACAUCAUCCUGCUCCUCCCGGCUUCUUGUCCCAGAUCCGCCCUGCGCCUUUCUUCUGUUUUUACUUCUGCUACUUAGAAAUGAGAGAACAGGAUGGAGACGAACGAGACAAAUGGACAAGAUCGGGGGAAAAAAUGAGUUUGGAGUUCUUUAUCUUGUUAUUUCAAAGGGACUUUAUCAACACUUAACGAUAAAUGCUAUUGUAUGAUCACUAGAAUAUAGGUCUUAAGUAAUGAGAGCCAAACAAUCCUUGUAUUUACGUUUUCACUGAGUGUGUCUCUACGCGCACUUUAAUGUAUCCAGGUGAUGUUGUGUUUUGUCAAACAGGUAUUAUAAAUCAGUCGGACCCCACUUCCACGGAGAGCCUUUUGAGCUGCGUCUCAGGCGUCCUCUGCGUGAGGGAAUUUGGCCUUUUGAUGAAGGGAGAAACGCCCCCCCCCCCACACACACACACACACACCGACACCAGUGUCGGGAUCAAAUCAAAUUAGCAAAACAUAACGGUGUGAACAAAACGAUGACCUCUCAGCUGGCCUAUACUCUGUUUUAGGAUGUUUUGUGUAGAUAAAACAUUCUUGCUGUACACGCUGGUCUUUUUGUGACAUGUUUUAACUUAUUGUAUGUGCUAUUAUUACUUGACACAUUUCUUAAAUGUUUGAUCUUACAUCGGAUUGCACCAUAUCGACGGGUUUGUACCAGUUUAAAAAUGAACAAAACGAAUAAAAGUACUUUUCAAGAAUGUCGAAA
Poecilia reticulata (guppy) is the source of this 1617-nucleotide messenger RNA. Lineage: Eukaryota; Metazoa; Chordata; Actinopteri; Cyprinodontiformes; Poeciliidae. The record is from RefSeq and is a predicted model, not a curated record.